This is a messenger RNA of Spea bombifrons (plains spadefoot toad), 1083 nucleotides long. Its product is annotated as olfactory receptor 1009-like. The transcript is spliced from 3 exons. The record is from RefSeq and is a predicted model, not a curated record. Lineage: Eukaryota; Metazoa; Chordata; Amphibia; Anura; Pelobatidae. The coding region runs from base 1 to 1083 and encodes 360 amino acids. Gene Ontology annotation, cellular component: membrane. Gene Ontology annotation, molecular function: olfactory receptor activity; G protein-coupled receptor activity. Gene Ontology annotation, biological process: G protein-coupled receptor signaling pathway.
AUGCAGAGAGUCCGAAGAGGUUACGUGACCCUUUGUUUUAGCAGUGAGGAGAUCGUUAGUCACUUUGGUGGAAGUUUUGUGUCCCGGUGGCCAUGGGGAGAAGGAAGGAUCAUCUGGUGGCUGUACCCAGUCAGGGAAACCUUUAAGAACCGGACAGUCGUCAAGGAAUUCUGGAUUCUCGGAUUUGAGAACGCCCACAACUUUAGGGUUCUACUCUUUCUCCUGUUCCUCGUAAAUUAUAUUGUGACGUGUUCGGCAAAUUUCAUGAUCGUCUUGUUGGUGUGCGCAUCCCACCACAUCUACUCUCCGAUGUACUUCUUUCUUAGCCAUUUAUCUCUGAACGAUAUCCUCCUCACAACAAAUAUCGUACCUCAGAUGCUUUCCGUUGUGUUGAGAGAAGGAAGUGCCAUGUCCAUCGCUGGAUGCUUCACCCAGUUCUACUUCUUCGAAAUAUCAGCCACCACAGAAUGUCUCCUCCUCACCGUGAUGUCCUACGACCGAUAUUUAGCCAUCUGUAACCCGUUGCGUUAUUCCUCCAUCAUGGACCUUAAGCUUUGUGUUUAUCUUGUAACUCUGACUUGGGUAUGUGGACUAGUUUUCUCUUUGGCCCAUAUUGUCUUUUUCACCCGACUGAUAUUCUGUGGGUCAAAUGUCAUCAACCAUUUUUUCUGUGAUAUGGUUCCUCUUCUCAAACUUUCUUGUUCUGACAUUUCUGGUAACGAAAUGGUAAACUUUGUCUUGUCGAUCCCCAUAUUAUUCUUCCCACUAGUUUGCAUAACCCUAACUUAUACAAAUAUCUUAAUUUCCAUUCUUCGUAUCUCUACCACAACUGGGAGACAGAAAGCCUUCUCCACCUGCAGCUCCCACCUGACCGUGGUCUGUAUAUAUUAUGGGACAUUGGUCUUUAACUAUGUGAUUCCCUCGAAAGGGAAAUAUUUAAGCCUCCAAAAGCAGGUUUCUGUGCUUUACACCAUGGUGACCCCACUGCUGAACCCCAUUAUAUACAGCCUGAGAAAUGAGGAGAUCCGAGGGUCCUUAAACAGAUUCAUCUUCAACAGGAAAGGAGGAACAUUUCAAACCUGA